CCGCCUUCUCGCAAUUACCUUUCUGUGCCGCACAGGAUUUUCAUUUGUCUAGUAUCGCCAUCUUUUCCCCAUUGAUCAUUCUAGCACAUUCUCUUCUCGAUUUUACCAGAAUGCAACGUCCAUCUCCACCUCAAACGUUUCAUCCUCCCAUUGGUCGAAUUCCCCCUGCCAGCCGAAUCUUCAUUGUUAUUCCUGGUACUUAG
This is a messenger RNA of Acaulospora morrowiae, 203 nucleotides long. The record is from the annotation of a GenBank genome assembly. NCBI's taxonomy places the organism in Eukaryota, Fungi, Glomeromycota, Glomeromycetes, Diversisporales, Acaulosporaceae.